GGGAGUGCACAUCUAAGCCAGCAUGGCGUGAAAGUUCAGCAGUUGUUUGAAGAUCAUAAACACCACCACCACCAUCACGACAAACGCGAACCUGUUCAAAAUGGCGUCCGGGCUGACGAUCAAUCACAACUGCCGGCGGUUAGACCCGCUCGAGUGCGGGCAGUGCUGGAAGUAAAACUUCGGUUGCCAGAAGAGGCCUUGCCUUGAGUCCUGAAUCGGCGAUGAAACAGUACAUGCACAAGUUGUCCGCGUUUGAACACCACGAGAUCUUUAACUACCCUAGCGUCUUUUUUGUGGGUCAGAAUGCCAAGAAGAGACAAGGCGUCGUAGGCGGUGCCGGUAACAGCGGGUACGAUGAUGAAAAUGGUUCCUACAUCCACGUGCCACACGACCACAUUUCAUAUCGCUAUGAGGUUCUAAAGGUGAUAGGAAAAGGCAGUUUUGGGCAAGUGGUAAAAGCUUAUGAUCAUAAAGAUUCAGUGCACGUUGCCCUGAAAAUGGUGAGAAACGAAAAGCGUUUCCACAGGCAAGCUCAGGAAGAAAUAAGAAUAUUAGAACACUUGAAAAAGCAAGAUAAAGACAAUACAAUGAACAUUGUGCACAUGCUGGAGCAUUUCACCUUUAGAAAUCAUAUUUGCAUAACAUUUGAACUUCUCAGUAUGAACCUCUAUGAACUUAUAAAAAAGAACAAAUUCCAAGGAUUCAGUUUACAACUUGUGCGAAAGUUUGCUCAUUCAAUUUUACAGUGUCUUGAUGCUCUCUAUAAGAAUCGAAUUAUCCAUUGUGAUCUCAAACCCGAAAACAUACUCUUAAAGCAGCAGGGCCGUAGUGGCAUUAAGGUAAUUGAUUUUGGGUCGAGCUGCUAUGAGCACCAGCGAAUCUACACAUACAUCCAGUCUCGCUUCUACCGUGCACCGGAGGUCAUUCUCGGAGCUAAGUAUGGCAUGCCCAUUGACAUGUGGAGUUUAGGAUGUAUUCUUGCUGAACUUCUUACAGGUUAUCCACUCUUCCCAGGUGAAGAUGAAGGUGACCAGCUUGCAUGCAUCAUAGAACUUCUAGGCAUGCCCCCUCAGAAGCUGCUGGAGAACAGUAAGCGAGCUCGUAACUUUAUUAGUUCCAAGGGCUACCCCAGAUACUGCACUGUCACUACCUUACCUGACGGAUCCACAGCUCUGAAUGGUGGUAGGUCUCGUCGUGGGAAACCAAGGGGUCCACCAAACAGCAAAGAAAUGGGUGUGGCAUUGAAGGGAUGUGAUGAUUCCAUGUUCCUUGAUUUCAUGAAGCGGUCACUUGAAUGGGAUCCUGCCACACGUAUGACUCCAAUUCAGGCUCUUCGACAUCCAUGGCUUCGUCGACGAUUGCCAAAGCCACCAGGUCAAGUGGAUACCCGAAGUGACUCUGCAACUCGUCGCAAUUCAUCAGGUGCUCGCAGCUCUGGUAUGCCAAAGCUAACCAAUGGCAAUGUUACUACAGCCAGUGGGAAGACAAGGCAGCUGGUUCUUCAAGAAGAUAUGCAGCAACUCAACACACGUACAAAGUUGCCACAAAUUGGUUCCACCAUGUGAACGGUAACUUCUACAGCCAUUUCUGCUGGCAUUAGUACCUGCAAGGACAGAAAUUUUUGGACACUUGUUCCAAUAAUAAAACCGUCCAUCAGAGUAUUUGUGUGAUACUGUAUUGCUGGCCUGACUUGUCAGGGCUUAGCACUGCAGGCCAGUGCAUAAAAAUCUCCUGAAUACAAAAUGGAUGAUAGUCAUUGAUCACUCUGAACACCCAGUCACUUGCAGUAGCUGCAGUUGUGCACCAUAUGUCAGCAUUUGAAAUAUCAUCAUUCCAUUUACUCAGUAAUCUAAAUCUGGUUGACUUUAUCAGUAUUUGAACAGACAUUUGUUUUCGUGUGAAAACUCACUAUUUGCAACAUCAGAAAAGGGUCACGUGUGUAAUUAUGUAAGUGCAAAUGUUUGUUGUGAGAAUUAUAAUUGGUCACUUUGUGUGCAUUUAAUAUAUUUGAGUGAAAAUCAACAGUGUAUCAAUCUGAUGGAGUACCUCUCUGGUGAACAGAUUUGCAAAAAUUAACAAUGUACAUAACACUUUUAUCUUGACUACAUGUGGUUUGGCUCCAAGAAAUAUUGUCAGUGCAGUUAUCAAGCAAAUGUGGAGUAAUCACAGACAUCUCUGUCAGUGCGGUUGUCAAGCAAGUUUGGAGUAACCACAGGCACUGUGUAUAGUUGAAGAUGAAAUGAAUGUGGUGCCAGUCAAGUGUAAAACUUUAACACAACAAUCAAUGUGGUACUGAUUAUCAACCAAACAUUUCUCUGUGUACUUGUUACCAGCAAAGAGCCUCAAGAAUAAAUAUCCAAGUCUGUGAUGAUUUUUUUUCCUCUUCAGUACACUGACUUGUGCAGAGAGGUAACACUUGCCCAGGGUCCAGAAUAGUGUGUUUUACUAGUGUGCAGAUGAAUGUUGGUGUUUAUAAUUUAUAUUCAACAACAUGCUUGUUCGCCCAUUACUUUUUUUUUAGCAGGGACAACCAUGAUUUUAUUUUAUCAAAGAAUGACUGUAUAAUUAUACCUAUUUUAACCAAAAGUAUAAUACUGCUUUGCAAAUCUCAUAAUUGUAUUGGAACUUUUAAGCUGCAGAGGGUAAUCUUUUCUGUUUAUAGUGAACAUGAGUUUAUAGACUGAGUCAAGAAAGAAAUAUCCUAUUUUCACUAGGUUGAAGGUGAGAGAGGACACGUGUUGGUAAAAGUGUCACUUUUCAGCCAGAAACCUAUAGACCACAUGGUCAUUUUGGUGAAACUCAAACCUUUCCAACAGUGUUAAUUGUGAUAAAUGGUAGCUUUUAUUGAUAAUAAUACCUUUAAAAUAGUUCAAACUCCUUAUUUAAAGAAAGUGGUAUAGAUAUUUUCAGAUCACUUAUAGAAAUUUAUAAGCUUUGUGCCAAAUUUUUCUCAUUAUGCAUGCAGUUGCUUGUCGUCAAGGAAAGCAUUCCUACUCUGAAAAUUCCCAGUAUGUAUGUGUACAUUUAUGUGCAGCUGUUUAUGUAUGUACUUCCUGUAUUUGAAAGUGUGUGUGGAAUUUUGGAUUCCACAAUAUAUUUUAGCAAAAAUAAUCACAUGCAUAGCAUUAUAGUAGCCAAAACAUUUGUUUCAAAUGAGACCUUCAAGACACCUUAUUUCCAUCCUGGUAUCAAUGUCUGCAUAAAUCUAACUUGCAAACUUGUGGUAAAGAACACAGCUUUUUGUUUAGAGAUAUAAAAGAUGGUUUUAACCACGACCGAACUUUAAAGUCAGAAAAUGCUCCUCCCUGAUCCUUUGUGUGUUCUUGUUUUGCUUACAGUCUGCUGGGCGUUAUUGUGCAGAUCUUUUUUGAAACAAAGUAAUUUUUUUGAAGAAAAGAAUGCUAAGUUCUGCUUUCCAAUAUCAAUCUAUCCUAUCUAAAAAAAAUUCUCUGCACCUUUUUUAAGUUUGAAGUUCUGUAAAUUUGAUUGGCUUGUUGUGUUUGAAAUUUUAUUUUUGGGUUUGAAGUUAUUCAUCAUUAAAUUUGCCCCACCCUCCUCCCCAGGUUUCAUUUAUGAAUGUAAAGACAGUUGAUGUAUAUAUGUUUACCUCAGCAUAUUACAUACAGUUUGUCGCUUGCUACAGUUUGCCAUGUGUAUAUUACAACACUUGUGUGUCCAUCAUGAACCUUGAUUCCAGUAAUAAUUUGAAUAAUUACAAAACAUAUCAUAACCCUUCACUCUAAUUUAAUGCAGCAUUUUUUUAUAAACAAAGGAAACAUAAACACUUUCCUUUGAUGAUUUUCCAGGAUUAGAAAUAAGGUUUCAAUUUAUUUUAUCCCCUCUCCCUUUCACAAGGUGAUUUUGAUGUUGCACUAUUCACUGGCAUUCCUAUUGUGAUAAAUCUCACGUUUGUGCAGAACCAGCAAACUGUCAUUUUAAAACAUUUUUUGGCAGGCCCUAAUUGUUGCUGUCCUGUGAAAUAGGUCACUGCACUUGCAAUAAUGUAUUGCUGAUUUAUAUGAAUGGGGAGAAGCCAGCAGAGCUGCCUUUUGCAAUCUGGCUCCAUGUCAGAUGGCUUAAUAGGUUUUGUCUGUACAUGUGUACAUCAUUUAAGGCUGAAAUAGUAUAUUUUUCAGCUGAAGAAGUACUUACAUCUUAAGUUAGUUUUAUCAAGGUGGACGGCUAUUUAACAGUUUUUUUGUGAAAGGAUUGAGUUAAUCAUUAAUGAUGCAAUGAACAGUCAUAUAGUGUGUUAAAAUCACUGUAAGGAAGAAAUAGACUGAGGGAAAUUACUGAGAGUCUCAGCUGGACUACUACUUUUUCCCCUACAAAUAAUUUUGUAAGACAGCAUAUGUUAUAAUCAUAUUAUUUGCACUUUGCUGCUCUUUAGUAAAACAGUUUUUAAUUCAUUUAAGAUUGGACUAAGGAGAAUUAUACAAUUUAAUGUUUAAAAAGUUAAGUGUCAAAUUGUUUUAAAGAAAACCUAUUCACCAAGUAUGGGAUAUUGCACAUGUUAUACAUUACAGGUUGAAGGUGGUAGCAUUUGCAGUCAUGCCACAGUUUGUAAAUGUUAGGUAAAGAUAGGGCUAGUGGUAAACCACUGUAGUAGGUAUGUAUAUUUUUGUUGGUGGCAGAAUUGCCAACAUAGUUUUUAACUUUAUUAGCAAAUCUUGCACCAUAUAAAGCUGGUUUUUUUUUUUAAAACUUAACCUGAGUGCUUUAACACACCAACAGUUCUUUAAAAAUUCUUUCAACCAUGAUUUUGUUUCCUCCACCUUGAUCUGACUAACUAGCAACACUUGUAGACUCUAGGUCAUAAAAGUACUCAAAAGUAUAAUAGAAAGCUUUAAUUGUACAUUCUAUUAAGGCUUUCUAAAUACAGUGUGAAAGUUGAGCAUGUAUUUUUUUUUGUUAAAGAUGAAGCCUUCCUACUCACACACCACCACCUUAUAUUAGAAGGAUUGAAAGGGUUAUUUUUGUGAAACCAAGGAAGUGUAUGCUGAAUAGCAGAAUAAACAUUCUUAAAAUCUUUAA
Molecule: messenger RNA, 5034 nt
Organism: Pomacea canaliculata
Lineage: Eukaryota; Metazoa; Mollusca; Gastropoda; Architaenioglossa; Ampullariidae
Product: dual specificity tyrosine-phosphorylation-regulated kinase 2-like
Exons: 1
Coding region: 222-1565 (447 amino acids)
Biological process (GO): peptidyl-threonine phosphorylation; peptidyl-serine phosphorylation
Cellular component (GO): nucleus
Molecular function (GO): protein serine/threonine/tyrosine kinase activity; ATP binding; protein serine/threonine kinase activity
Source: RefSeq, a predicted model, not a curated record